UUUAAAGAGAUCUCCCCCCUCACUCAACUUAAGCAGAAAACGACUUCUCUUCUCCUUUUUCUUUCUUUCUCUGCAACUUCUUUCACAGGAAAGGCUAUAUAGAUUCGUGGAAGGAUAAUGGUGAAGAUUUGUUGUAUUGGAGCUGGUUAUGUUGGAGGUCCAACAAUGGCAGUUAUUGCCCUCAAAUGUCCAGCCAUCGAGGUCGCCGUGGUUGACAUAUCAGUCUCCCGUAUCAAUGCCUGGAACAGUGAUCAGCUCCCGAUCUAUGAGCCAGGGCUUGAUGACGUGGUGAAGUCGUGUCGUGGCAAGAAUCUGUUCUUUAGCACUGAUGUUGAGAAGCAUGUUGCUGAGGCUGACAUCAUCUUUGUGUCAGUCAACACACCCACAAAAACUCGAGGCCUCGGUGCUGGAAAAGCUGCUGAUCUCACCUACUGGGAAAGUGCUGCUCGUAUGAUCGCUGAUGUGUCAAAAUCUGACAAGAUUGUGGUCGAGAAAUCAACGGUUCCCGUGAAAACCGCUGAAGCUAUCGAAAAGAUCCUCACACACAACAGCAAAGGGGUGAACUACCAGAUCUUAUCAAACCCCGAGUUUCUCGCUGAGGGAACGGCGAUAGAAGACCUUUUUGCCCCUGACCGUGUGUUGAUCGGAGGGAGAGAAACCCCGGAUGGUCAAAGGGCAAUUAAGGCAUUAAAAGCUGUUUAUGCUAAUUGGGUGCCCGAGGAACGGAUCCUUUGUACCAAUCUUUGGUCGGCCGAGUUGUCCAAGCUGGCCGCCAAUGCGUUUUUGGCGCAAAGGAUCUCGUCUGUGAACGCCAUGUCAGCGCUGUGUGAAGCAACUGGCGCUGACGUGGCAGAGGUGUCCCACGCAGUGGGGAAGGACACCAGGAUCGGACACAAGUUCCUGAACGCGAGUGUAGGGUUCGGUGGAUCUUGUUUCCAGAAAGAUAUUCUCAACUUGGUCUACAUUUGUGAAUGCAACGGGUUACCCGAAGUGGCAAACUAUUGGAAACAAGUUAUUAAAGUUAACGAUUACCAAAAGAGUCGUUUUGUGAACCGGAUUGUUUCAUCAAUGUUUAACACGGUUUCAGGCAAAAAGAUUGCGGUUUUGGGGUUUGCGUUCAAGAAAGACACGGGUGACACGAGGGAGACUCCUGCCAUUGAUGUGUGCAAAGGGUUGCUAGGAGAUAAGGCUCAUUUGAGCAUAUAUGAUCCACAAGUGACUGAAGAACAAAUCCAGAGGGAUCUUUCGAUGAACAAGUUUGACUGGGACCACCCGGUGCACCUGCAGCCCAUGAGCCCAAGCUCGGUGAAGCAAGUGAGUGUGGUGUGGGAUGCGUAUGAGGCGGCUAAGGGUGCACAUGGACUCUGCAUCUUGACCGAAUGGGAUGAGUUUAAGAACUUGGAUUAUAAGAAGAUCUAUGAUAGUAUGCCGAAACCUGCAUUUGUGUUUGAUGGAAGGAAUGUUGUGAAUCCACAGAAGCUUAGGGAGAUUGGGUUCAUUGUGUACUCAAUUGGGAAGCCAUUGGAUUCAUGGUUGAAGGAUAUGCCUGCUGUGGCAUAAGGUUUGAGGAUUUGAAGGACUUUAUAAGUCGGGAAUUAUUUUCUUAUUAUACCAUAUAUGUAUUUUUUUUUGUUGUGAUUUAGCAUUGUUAUACGUAUUUCAUGUUUUUCAAAUAAAAUAUUUAAAUUUGUUGA
Molecule: messenger RNA, 1694 nt
Organism: Lactuca sativa (garden lettuce)
Lineage: Eukaryota; Viridiplantae; Streptophyta; Magnoliopsida; Asterales; Asteraceae
Product: UDP-glucose 6-dehydrogenase 5
Biological process (GO): glycosaminoglycan biosynthetic process
Cellular component (GO): nucleus
Molecular function (GO): NAD binding; UDP-glucose 6-dehydrogenase activity
Source: RefSeq, a predicted model, not a curated record